Molecule: messenger RNA, 366 nt
Organism: Capronia coronata CBS 617.96
Lineage: Eukaryota; Fungi; Ascomycota; Eurotiomycetes; Chaetothyriales; Herpotrichiellaceae
Exons: 3
Coding region: 1-366 (121 amino acids)
Source: RefSeq, a predicted model, not a curated record
AUGCCUCAGCCCACAGGAUCCGUACAGGAAUACUGGUUACCUGGCUACGGCCUCUCACGACACAUUGUGCUUCGACAGCUGCAGUUCUUCCUGGGCCCUUCUGCCACAGUCAGACCAUACUCCUACCAUGGUCGAGAAGGCUAUCUGAUCAAUGGAACUCCUUUGACAAAGGAACAAAUCGAAGAUCUCCGACGGCAGUCUCGUGAGUACGAAAGACAACAGACCAUUCGCAUGUCUGGCAAAACCAUUGCAUCCACGGAUGCAGUCGAACCCGAUAUCAAUGAGCUGGUGGUCGUGACUGUCAGCCGGCGCAGUGGUCCUGUAUACGAUUCAAAGUCCUACUCCCCGUAUCAGCGGGCCCGAUGA